This is a messenger RNA of Rotaria sordida, 2607 nucleotides long. Lineage: Eukaryota; Metazoa; Rotifera; Eurotatoria; Philodinida; Philodinidae. The record is from the annotation of a GenBank genome assembly.
AUGCGUUUUUUUUAUGCUGAUCGAGAACAACGACUUUCUGACGAUCCAGCAGACGCAAGAAAAUGUUUUAAAUCAAAAAUAAGAGACAUCAAUGCUACACACAUUGUUGCUGCUAUUAGCUUCGGCAUCGAUGUUGUUAUCGUUUUACAACUACCACCCGAAGAAAAUACUGCCAGAAAAAUUGAUAUUGCACUUGCUAAAAUUCGAACACGAUUGAAGAAUCGUAACGAGAAUCUUGGUUUUACUGAAGAUGAUGCAAAUAUUCUUCAAGAAGUUAUCGAAAUCAAAGUGUAUUCAAAUGUAACUGAAUUGACAAAAAUGACUUCACUUCUCGCAGUUUGUCAGUUUAUUGAUGGAUACAAACAAAAACGUGACACAUACCGUCCAGUCGAAUACACUCUACGACCUAUUGAAUGGUUAUUUCCUGAUGUUGAUAAAUUAUAUUCACCAUAUACUCCAUUAAACAGUAGGGACAACAACAAGUUAGAACAACAUUUAAUAGAAAAUCUAAACUACUACAAGAAAGUAAAAUAUUUUCUCGAUAGUUAUAGUAAAAAGGCGCUUCCGGACUAUCUCAAAGAACUACUGAUAGAUGUAGAACAAAAAUGGCAAAACUUACAGAAAGUGUAUGAAGACAAAAUUAAGCAAUUAACAACACUAAUGCUUGACAUUCGCAAUAGACAGAAGAAUGCUUCUGAAAUUGAUGAAGCACUUAAACACAAUGAUCAAACAACGUUCAAAGAGAAUAUUCGAGAACUUUUGAAACAACUAAAAGAUAUAAAAGAAAAAACACAAUCGAUCAACACAACACAAGAAGAACAAUUUCAAAAUAACGGACUUUUUGAACCUCAAAAGAAUAAGAAUGACAAUGAACAGACGUUGAAACAUACAUCAACUAUGCAGAACCAACCAAACCAAACAUUAUGUUCUAAUGAUCAAUUAUCCAAUAAUAAUCAAUCGAUAUUAUCAACUGAACAGAAAAAAGAAACAAACAGAAAUAGUCAAUGUUCAUCCACAAAAUCACAGGCUUCUCAUGUAUCUACACCAUCAUCAACAAAUGAAAUUAUUAAUAUUCUUCUUCUUGGUGAAAGCGGUGUAGGUAAAUCGACAUUUAUUAAUGCAUUUGUUAAUUAUCUUACAUUCAAAAUGCUUAAUGAUGCUGAACGUGGCAAACCUAUUGUACUCAUACCUGUUUCAUUUCUCAUGACAAUUGGUAACAAUUUUAACGAGCGUAUAGUAAAAUUUGGUGAUUCGGAUAAUUUCAAUAAUGAAGAUUUCGAUCAUCCAGGUCAAUCAGUAACUCAACAUUGUAAAUCCUAUGUAUUUCAUCUUAAUAGUAAUAAUAAGAGGAAAUUACGCAUUAUUGAUACACCUGGUUUUGGUGAUACACGUGGUUUAGAUCAAGAUGAUGCUAAUAUGCAACAUAUUUUAGAAUAUAUCAAUGAAUUAACACAUUUAAAUGCUAUAUGUUUUCUUCUUAAACCAAAUACAUCACAAAUUAACAGUUUUUUCGUAAAAUGUCUUACUCAAUUAUUCGAUCUUUUGGGUUCAAAUGCACGUCAAAAUAUUAUCUUUUGUUUUACUAAUGCACGAUCAACAUUUUAUACUCCAGGUGAUACAGCUCCAUUACUCAAAUCUAUGCUUCAAUCAUUUUCACUCAAUGAUAUUCCAUUCAAAAAAGAGAAUACAUUCUGUUUUGAUAAUGAAUCAUUUCGAUAUUUGGUUGCGCGACAAAAUCAAAUAGGAUUUACUGAUGAAGAACAUAAUGAAUAUGAAAAUAGUUGGUCGAAAUCAGUUACAGAAUCAAAUCAUCUCCUUCGUUACGUUUCUGAAAAACUGUGCGCUUAUGUCAUACAAGGUAAACAACAAUCAAUCAAACAAACUCAACUACAAAUUAGUCAUAUGAUCCGUCCAAUGUUAGAAGCAAUGCGAAAUAUUCUUCGAAAUUUAAUCCUAUGGAAUAUUUAUACGCCAAAUAAAUUGAUUGAAUUGAAUCCGAUUGUUCUUCAUCGUUCAGCUGCUGUUUGUUACACAUGCCAACCUGAUGUUAUUCAACGUGAUAAAUUUUGGAUUGCAAAGAAUCUUUCACAUGAAAUCCGGAACACAUGUUACUCUUGUAAAUGUGCUUCCGAUCGACAUAUUAGAAUUGAUUAUGAACUCGACUAUACAUGUUCGGAAAGAUGCUCAAAUUACAGUCAAGAUGAAAUAAAGAAAAGCCUAACUCUAUUGCUUCGUGCAAGUGUUGAAUUUGCUUAUUUUCUUAUGAAUGUUGCUCGGUCAUCGAAAGAUGAUCCGUUUUUAAUUGGUAUAGUACACAUGAUUGAUGAGGAAAGUAAUCUCUGUGCAUGUCGAGUGCCGCAUGAAAUGAAUUUAGAAUUAGUGGGAAAACUCAAAGAACUCAUGCUUAGAUUUGAACAAUAUACAUAUGAGCUGGAGUCAAAGCAAGACCAUAGUAAACUACACGAUAUCUAUACAUGGAUUCAAACAAUAUAUGAAAAUCCUAUGGUUCGAGUGCAAAUGGAUGCUAUUAAACAAAGUCGAGAAAUCAUAAUGAAACAAUAUGAAUGUGAAUUUUCAAAUGAUCCGACAAACACAACGAUUUCUUGA